GUGUGAUCUCUCUUUGUCAGUCAUCGCAGCCAUGGCAAAGCUUAAGGAGUUGGAUGUGCAAUGCUUCAGUAUCCUGGACGACGACUCUCUGCUGGAGGAGGACAAAGUGGACAAGAUGGAAGAGAUUGUGAGGACUAAAUAUCCCAACAUGAGCGCCCAGCAGCUGGAGAAGACCAUCAUGGAUGUCAUGUGGAGGCACAAGGAUCCCUCGAGGGCACAGACACAGCUGCCCACGGUGGUGAAAGUGGAAGAGCGUGAAAUGAAGAUAGACAUUCCGAGCUUUGAGCGGAGAGUGCAGCUGCAAAAGCAGUGCUUGGAAUUGCAGGCGAUGGAGGAGGAGGAAUCAAAGAGCGAGUAUAAGAGUCUGCUCCAAAGGACGAACCAGCUCUCUGAUGAGCUCUACAGUAACGCAGACUCGAAACGGCCAGCAGCCAACGACUCGCCAUUGGAUCAGCUGCUUGCGAUGUUUGACCAUAGCGUAACAAAGGCGAGGAUAGAACAGGCAUUGAGGAGCACAGGAUACGAUGUCAUCUCUGCUGCCAAUUUGAUCCUUACGCAGCUGAAGAGGGAGACAGGCGUGGAGCAGUCCACCGUGGACUCGGAACACAAGAGCCCAUUCUUUGGUGCUGGAAAGAACGUCAACGUUGUUUGCAGCUUCUUCACCAAGAAUGGAUACUGUCUAAAAUCAGACUGCCGGUUCCGUCAUGAUAUUGAGAAUAGAACUUGCAGCUUUUGGCUUAGGGGAAACUGUCUAGCUGGUGAUAACUGCCUGUUCCAACAUAACUUGGGCUCGUUGUCUGCCCCUCCAAGCUCAACAGGUAAAUCUACAUCGACAUUUUCCCCAGAAACGACACCAUCAUUUAUACCAACUUCUUCGUCUUCUCCGUCAUCGAUGCCCACUUCAAAGGCCAGUCUAAUACGGUUGCCUCUAAGGAAACCUAAAUCGAUACCAUGGGAAUCUAGCGACCCCAGGUUCGAGAAAUAUAACCAUUUCCGCAAGAAUGCGGCCAAGGCAGAAGAUUUGAGGAAGAAAUUUGCCCGUAUAUCAACAGAAUCGUGGAAAUCUAACGACGGAUUGAAGUCUAAACAGUACAGUACAAAGGCAAAUGUGCAGGAGGAAAAAUACUUUGAUGCUCUAAAGUUAGCAGAUGACGAAUUGGCGAAAUACUCUGACUCAAACGAUGAUGAAGUUUGGUUUGAAAUGCACGGUUACGAUUUCAACGAUGCCAUUGAACAACUGGGGUCGUCAUUAACUGAAGUGAAAAAGACUUGUCACAAGAAUUCCAAAAUUGUCUUCAUCGUUGUUCCUUCAACAUCCGAUUACUCUCAGUAUAAGAAGACUACGAAACCUAUAACCAUAUGGCUUGACCACAACGGGUACAGGUGGGAAAUUCACAGCUGUGGUGCUACUAACAUGGGUUCAGUAAUUGCCAUUGAUCCAUGGUCUGUUUGAUAUAUAUUAAUUGUUUAGUCAUUGAAUUCAAAAGGCCUCUGCAAUAGCAUCUUCCAGCUCAACGAUGGAUUUGAGCAGCUCGUCGUGUCCGAUGAGAAUAAAGGAUUGAAUCAACCCUUUCUUAGACUCCAAAGAGUUUGUAUAUAGAGCAUUCGACUCCAAGAACUUAUCCUCAUC
Messenger RNA from Williopsis jadinii, 1630 nucleotides. RefSeq lists its product as uncharacterized. The coding region runs from base 32 to 1453 and encodes 473 amino acids. The record is from RefSeq and is a predicted model, not a curated record. Lineage: Eukaryota; Fungi; Ascomycota; Saccharomycetes; Phaffomycetales; Wickerhamomycetaceae. Gene Ontology annotation, molecular function: RNA binding; metal ion binding. Gene Ontology annotation, biological process: negative regulation of DNA-templated transcription. Gene Ontology annotation, cellular component: nucleus. The transcript has a single exon.